GCGCAGUUCAACUGGCCUCUCUGGUUCCUGCGCGCAGUGCCACGUUAGUAGCGGCAUACACAAAAUACAGGCUACCGCACAGCAAUCGAAAUAUUAAUAUUACUCAAAUCGCAAUCUCUCAUUUACUCAGAUAAAACUAGUUGUUCACGGCACUGCGACCCCCUGCCUCUCAGUUUUCACUAUCAAAGACUAGCAUAAGUAUGUUGAAGUUUUUGUUACUCUGUGCACUAGCCGUGGCUAGCAGGGCUGAUGUUGCCGAAGAAGAUGAUGUCUUGGUUUUGAAGAAAAGUAACUUUGAAGAGGCACUGAAGGCGCACCCCAACAUUCUGGUUGAAUUCUAUGCCCCGUGGUGCGGACACUGUAAGGCCCUGGCGCCCGAGUAUGCCAAAGCAGCGGGCAUACUGAAGGGCGAGGGGUCCGAGAUCCGCUUGGGCAAAGUGGACGCCACCGAGGAGGCGGACCUGGCGCAGGAGUACGGGGUGCGUGGGUACCCCACCAUCAAAUUCUUCAAGGGAGGAGAGAAGGAGUCGCCAAAAGAAUACUCAGCCGGCAGGCAGGCCGACGACAUCGUGAGCUGGCUGAAGAAGCGCACGGGACCGGCCGCCGCCACGCUGACCGAAGUCGCGCAGGCGGAGGCCCUGAUCGCCGACGGCGAAGUCGCGGUCAUCGGCUUCUUCAAGGACGCCGAGUCUGAGGGUGCCAAGGCCUUCAUGAAGGCGGCAGAAGCUAUCGAUGACAUUCCAUUUGGCAUCACCUCCGACGACGCCCUGUUCUCCAAAUUCGAACUGUCCAAGGAUGGCGUCGUCCUCUUCAAGAAGUUUGAUGAGGGUCGCAACACCUUUGACGGAGAGCUCAGCAAGGAGAACCUCCUUGGGUUCAUCAAGGCGAACCAGCUGCCCCUGGUCAUUGAGUUCACCGAGCAGACUGCCCCCAAGAUCUUUGGAGGAGAUAUCAAGUCCCACAUCCUGAUGUUUCUGCCAAAGGCUGCCUCCGACUUCCAAGACAAAAUGGACCAAUUCAAGAAGGCUGCAGAGGGCUUCAAGGGCAAGAUCCUUUUCAUCUUCAUCGACAGCGACCUGGAGGACAAUCAGCGGAUCCUGGAGUUCUUCGGCCUGAAGAAGGACGAAUGCCCGGCCGUCCGCCUCAUCACCCUGGAGGACGAGAUGACCAAGUACAAGCCCGAGAGCGAGGAAAUCACCGCGGACAACAUCGUGGCGUUCUGCACCCUCUUCGCGGAGGGAAAGCUCAAGCCUCACCUGAUGAGCCAGGACAUCUCCGAGGACUGGGACAAGAACCCCGUCAAGGUCCUGGUCGGAAAGAACUUUGAGGAGGUCGCCUUCGACCCCACCAAGGACGUCUUCAUCGAAUUCUAUGCACCCUGGUGUGGACACUGCAAGCAGCUGGCUCCCAUCUGGGAUAAGCUGGGUGAGAAGUACAAGGACAACAGUAACAUCAUUGUGGCGAAGAUGGACUCCACCGCCAACGAGAUCGAAGCUGUCAAGGUCCACAGCUUCCCCACGCUCAAGUUCUUCCCUGCUGGGGAGGAUCGCAAGGUGAUCGACUACAACGGGGAGAGGACCCUGGAGGGCUUCACCAAGUUCCUGGAGAGCGGGGGCAAGGAGGGCGGCGCACCAGCAGGAGAAGAGGACGAGGAAGACGAUCUGGGCGACAUGGACGACCAGCAGGAAGGGGAGGAUUCCGACGGCGAGGACGGGCACGACGAGUUGUAGGAGACAGCCGGAAGAGACGCACCCCUCCCCACCGCCCCCGCCCCAAACCCCACCCCCCCCGAACCCCACCCUGUCCUGUGAACACUGACCCCCUCUCUUCCCUCGCCGCUUCAGUCACCAGGCCUCACAGGAAGCUUCUGCUGCGACCCGAACCACCACUCCAGCCUCGCCCUCCGGCCCGCUCCAGCAGGACCUCGGCACUGGAGCGGCACGUCAGGGGGGAGGGGGGGGCGGGUGCUCUUUGUAAAACUUCGCAUAGUGCUUCCCCCCCCCCCCCCCCCCCAUAUCUGAAUCUCUACCCACCACAACUUGGUUCAGUUGUACAUUUUCUGUACAUAUUUUAACCACAGCACUGUGCAGUUGGGUUGCUUGCCCUAUUGAGGGCCGUUGUUUCUCUCUUUGGUUUCCAUACAUUGCAUUUUUCCUUUACAAAUUUAAGUCCAGACUGUUUUUCUCCAUUUAAUUAUCCCAUAUUUGUGUGAACACCAGGCAGCUUACAGGGAUAUGACUGUAAGGGGGAGGGGGGCGAAGAGUGAUGUCCGUCUGGAAGUCAGUCUGAAGGCCUGAACAUGCAUGAUGGCCGUCCAAGGCUGAUCUCUCAGGGCUGUGGUCACAUCAGGGGUAAUCACGAAACGUGGGCUUCAGUUUAAGCCUACUUGGAAGCACAGCGCUUCAACCGCUAAUAUCACCAUUUUCAUCAGUGCAUGAAAAUGGACCAGACGUCUGGGGCCUAUGGCGAAGGAGCGUCGUCGCUCGCCAAACCAAAUCAUGCGCUUUCUGUCCUUCUGUGUCUUCAGUGCAACAGCCUGGCUACUGAUUUCUUCUUUUUUUUUUU
Messenger RNA from Anguilla rostrata (American eel), 2565 nucleotides. It is a transcript of the gene p4hb, whose product is annotated as prolyl 4-hydroxylase, beta polypeptide. The transcript has 11 exons. NCBI's taxonomy places the organism in Eukaryota, Metazoa, Chordata, Actinopteri, Anguilliformes, Anguillidae. Gene Ontology annotation, biological process: response to endoplasmic reticulum stress; protein folding. The coding region runs from base 201 to 1730 and encodes 509 amino acids. The record is from RefSeq and is a predicted model, not a curated record. Gene Ontology annotation, cellular component: endoplasmic reticulum. Gene Ontology annotation, molecular function: protein disulfide isomerase activity.